This is a messenger RNA of Geodia barretti, 1899 nucleotides long. The record is from the annotation of a GenBank genome assembly. NCBI's taxonomy places the organism in Eukaryota, Metazoa, Porifera, Demospongiae, Tetractinellida, Geodiidae.
ACGUGACCACGUGGUCCCGUCGCGCAUCGAAAAGCUAUAGUCGAAGCCGUAAGAGAGACAUGGCAACAAGUAGUGGAGGAGAGGCGGGCGCGGGACAGCCUCACCUGGCCAAGCAAGACCUGAGUACGUUGGUGAGUGCGCGGCCGGAGGGAGAGAGCGUCGUUCGCUGCCGCGGAGGACGAGGGGGCGUGUUUUCGGCUGGCCGCUGGAGGAGAGUUUCAUCAUCUUUUUCCCUGAGCCUUCGGCUGGGGAUCUGGGGUGUGUAGCUGCCUCAGGACGGGUAGGAAGGCGAAAGCAACGCUACGUAAAAUUUACAACUGCAGAUAUGUUUAUUUUGAGUAAGCUUUGAGAACUUUUCUAUUUUAUGCCCUAAACUAGACAUGCUGUUUUCUUGGUGUGUGUGUGAUUUCCAGGACCCAACAAAACUCCACCCACUCUCGCCCGAGGUCAUCAGUCGCCAGGCAACAAUCAAUAUAGGGACAAUUGGACAUGUAGCUCACGGGAAGUCGACGUCGUGAAGGCAAUAUCAGGGGUUCAGACUGUUCGAUUCAAGACGAGCUCGUCAGAAACAUCACCAUAAAGCUAGGAUACGCCAAUGCCAAGGUGUACAAGUGCGACAACGAGCGGUGCCCGAGACCGGGGUGCUAUCGUUCCUGUGGCAGUAAUAAGGAAGACGUCUUUCCUUGUGAUAGGCCUGGCUGCAGUGGUAGCUUCAGACUUGUCAGACACGUAUCAUUUGUGGACUGUCCAGGUCACGACAUCCUCAUGGCAACCAUGCUCAACGGAGCUGCUGUCAUGGACGCUGCCCUUCUCCUCAUUGCUGGCAAUGAGUCGUGUCCGCAGCCGCAGACCUCGGAGCAUCUGGCGGCCAUUGAGAUAAUGAAACUGAAACACAUCCUCAUUCUACAGAACAAGAUCGACCUCAUACGAGACACCCAGGCCAAGGACCAAUAUCAAGAGAUCCUCAAGUUUGUACAAGGCACGGUGGCAGAAGGGGCACCGGUCAUCCCGAUAUCGGCCCAGCUCAAGUACAACAUUGAGGUGGUUUGCGAGUACGUCACCAAGAACAUCCCCAUCCCUCUUCGAGAUUUCACCUCUGAACCUCGUCUCAUUGUCAUUAGGUCGUUUGAUGUCAAUAAGCCAGGGGCCGAGGUGGACGACCUAAAGGGGGGCGUGGCAGGAGGCAGUAUACUGAGAGGUGUACUGCGAGUGGGGCAAGAGAUAGAGGUGCGACCUGGGAUCGUCUCCAGAACCCAAGACGGACGGAUUCAGUGCAAACCCAUCCUCUCCAGCAUCGUCUCUCUCUUCGCCGAAACAAACGAACUGCAGUACGCAGUGCCUGGAGGGUUAAUAGGUGUAGGAACAAAGAUAGACCCGACACUGUGCAGAGCCGACAGGCUGGUGGGACAGGUCCUGGGUGCAGUAGGGGCUCUGCCUGACAUCUAUACUGAGCUGGAGAUCAGCUACUUUCUCCUGCGGAGGUUACUGGGAGUCAGGACAGAGGGAGACAAGAAGGGAGCCAAGGUCCAGAAACUGACAAAGAAUGAGGUACUGAUGGUGAACAUUGGCUCUCUCUCCACCGGUGGACGGGUGAGUGCAGUGAAGGCAGAUCUCGCCAAGAUCACCCUCACUCAGCCGGUCUGCACUGAGGUCGGAGAGAAGAUCGCCCUCAGCAGGAGAGUCGAGAACCACUGGAGACUCAUAGGGUGGGGCCAGAUCAGAAGGGGUAUGAUCUACAGUCGACCUCCGACCUCUGAGACUGGAGAAUGAUCUAGAAUAAAUUAUGAUGUAAUGUUAGGCAAUCAAUAGCACAAUGUGAAAUAUUAUGUGUAUUUUACUGCAUUUUGUCCCUUCUUUAUUUCAUGAUUUUUUUGUUUCACAAGCUAUUAUAUUCACAUC